AUGGCCAAAGAGGCGUUUGAGAAUAGUCUGCGCUUGACAAAAUUGUCUCUUCUUUUGUCUGGCAUAAGAAUCACAAGAAGAAAAUGGCGGAAAUCCGUCGAAAACUUCUUCGAUUACUAUUUGUACUAUAUUAGCUUAUCCUGGCUGUACACAGAUGUGUGUGGAGAGCUAAACUGGUUGGUAGAAGGAAUAUUAACUGGAAAGAGUUUUAUUGACCUGUCUUUGACGGCCCCUUGUAUAACUAUUAGCAUGUUGGCAACAUCCAAAUCUAUAUUCCUGUAUUGGAACAGAGAUGUUGUUGCUAAAAUUGUGGAUAAACUAAGGGACAUCCAUCCUGAAGAUAAGGAAUUUGACGAAUACAAACAACUAGGUUUAUACCAAGUAGAAUCCAACGAACCAGAUGUGGAGAAAGAAAUAGUGGAAGAAUCCAGAAAAUUCUUGAGCUUUGUGGUGCAUUUGCUUUUCUACAUCUGUGCUGUGGUGAUCUGUGCCUUCCCCCUGAUGCCGGUGACGUCCAUGGCCUAUGAUUACUAUACUACCGGUAGUACGGAGUACAAGUAUCCGUACUUGGUGAAGUACUUCUUCGAUCCGUACACUAUGAAGAUGUGGCCAGCGGUUUACUUCCAUCAUGUUAUGUCAACCGCCAUAGUUGGCGCCAACGUGUUCGGCUCCGACAGCCUGUUCUACGUGGUGUGCAUCUACAUACAGAUGCAUUUCCGAACGCUCUGUCAUCGCUGCGAGUGCGCUGUGGUCUCUUCGAGGGAGGGAACUAGGACGAACGUGGCGAAUGCUGUGAAGAGACAUCAGGAACUGAUUGAUUUGGUGAAUCAAGUGGAGCUUCUGUACUCGAUGUCGACGCUCUUCAACAUCGUGACCAGCUCAGUCCUGAUAUGCUUGUGCAGCUUCAUAAUAACGGUGCUGGAAGAAAUCAUCGUGGUGGUGACGUUCGCCACGUUCCUCGUCAUGAAUCUAUCCCAGAUUUCGCUGCUCUGCUACUUCGGGGACAUACUCAUGCGUUCAAGCACAGAAGUAAGUUCAGCUGUGUACAACUCUUUAUGGUACGAGACUGACCAGAGCAUUAAGAAGAGCAUGCUCGUGAUACUGAUGAGGGCCCAGAAGCCUUGCAAGCUGACUGCUUGGAACUUCGCGGACCUGAACUUGACGGCCUUCACUACUAUACUGAGCCGGUCCUGGUCAUACUUCGCUUUGUUGAAGACUAUGUACAAGUAGAAGAAAUACUUAUUAAAGAAGAUUCUUUAUAGCUUUAUCAUAAAGCAAAGCACGCUGGACAAGC
Molecule: messenger RNA, 1294 nt
Organism: Ostrinia nubilalis (European corn borer)
Lineage: Eukaryota; Metazoa; Arthropoda; Insecta; Lepidoptera; Crambidae
Product: odorant receptor 4-like
Exons: 7
Coding region: 1-1230 (409 amino acids)
Biological process (GO): sensory perception of smell; detection of chemical stimulus involved in sensory perception of smell
Cellular component (GO): plasma membrane
Molecular function (GO): odorant binding; olfactory receptor activity
Source: RefSeq, a predicted model, not a curated record